Molecule: messenger RNA, 729 nt
Organism: Bacidia gigantensis
Lineage: Eukaryota; Fungi; Ascomycota; Lecanoromycetes; Lecanorales; Ramalinaceae
Exons: 2
Coding region: 1-729 (242 amino acids)
Biological process (GO): attachment of spindle microtubules to kinetochore
Cellular component (GO): DASH complex; spindle microtubule
Source: RefSeq, a predicted model, not a curated record
AUGCCACUGCUCGAUACCCACCUCGAGCAGAUAUCGUUGUCAUCUGCUGCAAUCUCUGAGUUGCCCUUUCCACAGCCCAAGAAUUUCACAAAUGCGCUUGUUCAGCACCAUGACAUUACAGCUCUGAUACGCGACACAGAGGCACAUGAACGUGCAUUGUUCACUUUAGCACCCCCUGAUCAGCUUCCAGGUGUACCAGAUGCGUACCUACCACGGCGGAAUACAAUCAGCAACGUCAAAGGGGCGAAAUUAGCACGAGGCCAGAGGCAAGAGCCUGCCGUGGCUGUUUUACUUGGUGGAGAGCUUGGAGACCAAAUUCGCAAAGAGAACUCCAAGGAAGGAAAGGAAAUGGGCGAGGUCGACGUCAAUCUUUUGCUAAAAGGAGCUGAGAAGCUGUGUAAUGCAUAUCCAAUUGCCGGAGGAUCAGAACGGAUAACGUCUCUGCGAUCCCGCUUUGAACAGCUAAAUGCCUCAAUCAGUCGCUAUGAAAGUCGCGUCACAAAGCAAACGGCUCAAGUGGCCGAGUUGAACAGGCAUAAAGAUGACGUGGACUUUGACGAUCAAGACGAAGACCACGAGGACCUAGACGGUGCUUUGCCAGAAGUUCAGGUAACUGAAGAAGACAUCCGGAAUGAGAAUGAGGAGAUCGACGAGCUCGAAAAGAAGAAGCGCAUGCUUGAAGACCGCGUCAGUGGAAUGGAGAGGGACCUAGGGGGCUUGCUGAGAUGA